Messenger RNA from Haliotis rufescens (red abalone), 2426 nucleotides. RefSeq names its product galactocerebrosidase-like. Gene Ontology annotation, biological process: galactosylceramide catabolic process. Gene Ontology annotation, molecular function: galactosylceramidase activity. The coding region runs from base 239 to 2278 and encodes 679 amino acids. Gene Ontology annotation, cellular component: lysosome. The record is from RefSeq and is a predicted model, not a curated record. Lineage: Eukaryota; Metazoa; Mollusca; Gastropoda; Lepetellida; Haliotidae. The transcript is spliced from 18 exons.
AUACGCAGGUCAAAACUGUCUGUGGAUACGUAUAACAUUUGAUUGUCAUUAUCAUACUCUUGUGAAUUGAUGACAUUCGAUCAGAUAUUUGACCUUGAUCUAAUUAGAUACAAUAACAUGUCAUCCCGUUGUAUGUGAACUCCUCACGUAGGUGCUCAUUCACAUAUAAACAACACCAAGGUUGAGUUUAUUAAGUGGUUCCAAGAGCUCCACAUAACGUUGUUCAUUUGGCGGAAAUAUGAACGUCGCCGCAAAGAUUGUACUACUGUAUUUUGGAGUGCAGGGUUAUUUGUGCUCGGAAAGACAGACCUACGUGUUCGAUGACACCGAUGGUUUGGGAAGACGGUUUGACGGGAUCGGAGCAAUUAGUGGUGGAGGGGCAACAUCAAAACUGUUGGUCAAUUACCCCCCAAAACAACGAGAUGAAAUACUGGACUAUAUGUUUAAGCCUGACUUUGGUGCUGCUCUCCAGCUCCUUAAAGUCGAGAUCGGAGGAGACAUGCAGAGUACAGACGGAUCGGAAGCUUCUCAUAUGCGCAGCCCUGACGAAGAAAACUAUGAACGAGGCUAUGAAUGGUGGGUUAUGCUGGAAGCCAAAAAGCGUAACCCUGACCUACAACUGAUCGGUCUGCCCUGGGGGUGGCCUGGUUGGCUGGGAGGGGACACGGGGGACGUGUACGCCAACCCUGAACAGACAGCCAUGUACAUUGUCAAGUGGAUUCUGGGUGCAAAGUCGAAAUACGGACUUCACAUAGACUACAUCGGUAUAUGGAAUGAGAGCCGGUACACGACCACCUACAUAAAGGUCCUCUGGAAGAUGUUGCACCAACAUGCUCUUCAGAACACCCUGAUUGUUGCUGCUGAUGAUAUCAGAGACUGGGACCAGAUAUCAUCACAGGUUCUAACUGAUCCAGAUUUAGCUAACGCUAUAUAUGCCAUUGGAGUGCAUUAUCCUGAGACCAACAGCUCGCUGCUUGCUUUGGACACUGGAAAACAGCUGUGGGCUUCAGAGGAUUCUUCUCGCACCCUGUACUUGCGCUGGAAUUUAAACUAUGUCAACGGAUUCAUGACAGGAACAGUCAUGUGGCCAGUGCUGUCGGCAUUCUAUAUGGGUCUGCCUCAUCAAGGGACUGGCCUCAUGAACGCCUCAGAACCAUGGAGUGGCUUCUACACUGUGCCAGUUGGUGUGUACCUGGCAGCUCACAGUACCCAGUUCACAAGACCUGGUUGGACUUACUUGAAACACGGAUCCGGAGUUGGUAGAUUCGGUAAUGGCGGCAUAUACGUGUCUUUGGUCAGCCCGGACCAGAAGGACUUUACCAUUGUAAUUGAGACAGUCAAUGACCACAAAACCGGUAUUCCAGUUGCAUCAGAGAAUGUCACCUUACAACUUCAAGGCAGCUUAGCUACCAUUAGAACGGUGAAUGUCUGGUUCACUCAGCUGAAUCUGGAUAAUCUGACAGACUCUCACGUUUUUGAGAAACAACCACCUAUGCAGGUCAUAGAUGGAAAGAUAAACUUGAGUCUCGGCGUAAACCAGGUGUACACACUGACAACUCUGACAACAGGAGGCAAGGGGUCCUACCCUCCUUCUCCCCCGUCGAAACCAUUCCCUUUGCCUUAUAUGGAUGAUUUCAAUGAUUAUAGAGAGUAUGAAGAACCUUAUAUGAUAUCUCCUCAAACUGGAGCAUAUGAAGCAACACAAGUGGGAGGUGAUCACGGGAAGGUAAUGAGGCAGGUCACGACACGCAGGCCGGUGUCCUGGUCAACAUGGUGUCCAAUAGAAGAGGCUGGGGUAUCGCUGGCGGUGGUAGGGGAGUAUUACUGGUCUGAGAUAUUCAUUGAGUGUCAGGUGUCAAUCAACCUAACGUCACCUGACAGAGCUGAGGGUGUGUUCCUGGCCGCCAGGGUGGAUCAUGGAGGGUGUCAUGCAGAUAACAACACAGGGGUUUUCUUUUACUUCUAUCCCGAGAACAAGACGUAUUUGGUCAGCUCUGAUCUUGAGAGGAAACACGUCCUUACCAAAGGAAACAUCGAUUCUGUUUACAUAUCCGACUGGAAUGUGAUAGGCCUGUUUGUUCAGGGGACGACUGCGGCUGCAUUCGUCAAUGGUCAAAGUCUCUUUCAUGAAACGUCAGUUCCUUCAACAGUCAAGUCUGGAUUUGCAGGUCUCGGGACGGGCAGUUUCGGAGUAGCUGACUUUGAUAACAUUAUGAUUUCUGAUCCAAAAGAAGGGCUUAGAAGAAUGAAAGCGUCAUACAAGAAACAAAACACAUGAAAAGAAAAUGUGAUACUUAAACCAGACUCUAACAGUGUUUGUUAAUUUUCUUCAGUUUCUGUCCCUAUUCGUUACCAGGUAUAUACGUGACAGGUGAUAGUUCAAACUUCACUUGUGUGAAUUCAAUAAAACAUGAGAUAUGUACUAA